ACUUUCAUCACCAUCACCAACUCACCAUCACUCAACACCAACAACAAUAACCAAUCCAUCAAGUUAUCCAUCAAAUCAAAUCAAACAAAAUGCCACCAAAACUAGACUGGGAAAAAUCCAAAAAAACAUCGGAUGAUAUAACAGCCACAGACGACAUAAUAGCACUAGACGAAGGCGACAUUCAAGUUCUAAAAACCUAUGGUCAAGGACCUUAUGCUAGACAACUAAUCAAGAUAGAAAAAGAUAUCAAAUCAUUACAAACCCGAAUAGGAGAAAAGAUGGGAGUGAUCGAAUCGGAUACCGGUCUAGGAUUACCAAACCUUUGGGAUCUAGCUGUUGAUCGUCAAAGGAUGGGUGAAGAGAGUUCUUGCUUACAGGUGGCUAGGUGUACUAAGAUUAUUAAGGCUAAUUCGGAAGAAUCAGAACAAGCUGCUAGAAGAGCUGCUGCUGCUGGUACUGGAGGAACUGGUGGGGGGAAUCCUGUGCCGGGCGCUUUGAGUGGGGCAGGUCAGAAUAGACCUAAUGCUGAUGAAGAAGAUAAGUAUGUGAUCAAUGUGAAACAGAUUGCAAAGUUUGUGGUAGGUUUAGGUGAAAGAGUUGCACCUACUGAUAUAGAAGAAGGUAUGAGAGUAGGAGUCGAUCGAACAAAGUAUCAAAUUCAAAUUCCUUUACCACCCAAGAUUGAUCCUUCAGUAACGAUGAUGCAAGUAGAAGAAAAACCAGAUGUGACGUAUUCAGAUGUAGGAGGAUGUAAAGAACAAAUUGAAAAAUUAAGAGAAGUAGUCGAAACUCCAUUAUUAAAUCCUGAGAAAUUUGUAGCAUUAGGAAUCGAUCCGCCUAAAGGAGUCAUGCUCUAUGGACCACCAGGCACCGGAAAAACCCUAUGUGCCCGAGCCGUAGCAAACCGAACAGAUGCGACCUUUAUCCGAGUGAUCGGUUCUGAACUAGUUCAAAAGUAUGUAGGAGAAGGGGCCAGGAUGGUACGAGAGUUAUUUGAGAUGGCACGAACCAAAAAGGCUUGUAUUAUCUUUUUUGAUGAGAUUGAUGCCAUUGGUGGAGCGAGACAUGAUGAUGGUCAAGGAGGUGAUAAUGAAGUUCAGAGAACUAUGUUGGAGUUGAUUAAUCAAUUGGAUGGAUUCGAUCCUAGAGGGAAUAUUAAAGUCGUUGAGUCUUUGGUUUUGAUUAUGGCAACUAAUCGACCAGAUACAUUAGAUCCAGCACUCCUACGACCCGGAAGACUAGACAGAAGAGUAGAAUUUUCCUUACCAGACACAGAAGGUCGAGCAAACAUCUUAAAGAUCCAUGCAAGAUCCAUGUCAGUCGAACGAAACAUUCGAUACGAAUUGAUUGCACGGUUAUGUCCGAAUGCUACAGGGGCCGAAUUAAGAUCGGUUUGUACUGAGGCGGGUAUGUUUGCGAUUCGAGCUAGAAGGAAAGUGGCGAAUGAGAAGGAUUUCUUGGAAUCUGUUGAGAAGGUGAUUAGACAGGGUAGUAAAUUUUCUUCGACUGCUUUGUAUCAGAAUUAUAAUUGA
Molecule: messenger RNA, 1532 nt
Organism: Melampsora larici-populina 98AG31
Lineage: Eukaryota; Fungi; Basidiomycota; Pucciniomycetes; Pucciniales; Melampsoraceae
Product: ATP-dependent 26S proteasome regulatory subunit
Exons: 8
Coding region: 90-1532 (480 amino acids)
Biological process (GO): proteasome-mediated ubiquitin-dependent protein catabolic process
Cellular component (GO): proteasome regulatory particle, base subcomplex
Molecular function (GO): ATP hydrolysis activity; ATP binding; proteasome-activating activity
Source: RefSeq, a predicted model, not a curated record